AUGGAAGGCGAGUUCGCUACCGCCGCCGCCGCUGCCGCUGCCUUAACACUUCUGUCGUCGUCGACCACAAGGAUGACAGGCGCGUCAUCGUCGGCGCCGGAGUCGGUGACACAUCGCUUUGAACAGAUUGAGGUCGCGUCUUCGCCGCCGUUUCAGCCACCACAUUCCUCGCGGUGGAAGUACGAGUAUAUCGAUCGCGUAAUUAAACGACGAAAACAACACGGCGACGACGCGCGACGCGUCAUUCGUGUGCACGCGUACAGGGAAAGAAUGCCGCACCCGGGCGCGGCGGCAGCGUUCGCGAUGAACGAACGAGGUAGAAAGCGAGGUAGCACGUGGUUGACACUGUUCGCUACGACAGUGGUGGUGGUGGCGGUGGCGGCGUCCGCGGCGGCGGCGAUGAACUGA
Messenger RNA from Soboliphyme baturini, 408 nucleotides. The record is from the annotation of a GenBank genome assembly. Lineage: Eukaryota; Metazoa; Nematoda; Enoplea; Dioctophymatida; Soboliphymatidae.